This is a messenger RNA of Phodopus roborovskii (desert hamster), 1336 nucleotides long. RefSeq names its product coenzyme Q4 (gene Coq4). The transcript has 7 exons. Gene Ontology annotation, cellular component: mitochondrial inner membrane; mitochondrion. The record is from RefSeq and is a predicted model, not a curated record. Lineage: Eukaryota; Metazoa; Chordata; Mammalia; Rodentia; Cricetidae. Gene Ontology annotation, biological process: ubiquinone biosynthetic process. Bases 90 to 887 code for a protein of 265 amino acids.
AUGAGUACAGUCCCGGUGGAGUCUUUUGACUUCUCCGGCCUCCGUCGUGCCAGCAGAGCCCCGCCCACCCGCCGCGGACAUCCGCUGCCAUGGUGACCCUGCUGCUUCGAGUCCUGCGUCCCCGCCGCAGUCUCCCGCUCCGUCUGCGGCUAGUUAUAGGUGUACCCCUCAGGGCGGGGAGCCAUGGCCCCCGCCUGCUGUAUCCGGACCAUAUCCCCACCACCUCGCUGCAAAAGUUGUUGCUGGCCGCAGGCUCAGCGGGAAUGGCGCUCUACAACCCCUAUCGUCACGACAUGGUUGCAGUUCUAGGGGAGACCACAGGAUACUGCACCCUGAAAUUCCUCAGGGACCAGAUGAAGAAGGAUCCAGAGGGUGCCCAAAUUCUCCAAGAGCGUCCCCGGAUCUCACUGUCCACCCUUGACCUAAGCAAACUUCAGAGCCUGCCUGAAGGCUCUCUGGGCCGUGAGUAUCUCCGCUUCCUGGAUGUGAAUAGGGUCUCCCCAGAUACAAGAGCACCUACCCGAUUCGUGGACGAUGAGGAACUAGCCUAUGUGAUCCAGAGAUACCGAGAGGUGCAUGAUAUGCUUCACACUCUGCUGGGGAUGCCCACCAAUAUGCUAGGAGAGAUUGUGGUGAAGUGGUUUGAGGCUGUGCAGACAGGCCUGCCCAUGUGCAUCCUGGGAGCACUCUUUGGACCCAUCCGCCUCCGCGCUCAGAACCUGCAAGUGUUGUUCUCUGAGCUGAUCCCUUGGGCAAUUCAGAAUGGGCGAAGGGCCCCAUGUGUCCUCAACCUCUACUAUGAGCAUCGCUGGGAGCAGUCUCUGAUAGCUCUUCGGGAGGAGCUGGGUAUCAGUCCUCCCCCAAAACAUAUCCAGGGCCUGGCCUAGUCUGAGCUGCUGCACAGGGAGGGCCUAGCCUGCCUCUCCCCACUGCCUUCCUUGGGACAAAGGAGCCCCUUCCACUGCCUUUGUUUCUUUUUGAACCUUGAACUCAGAGUGUCACUGUUCAUAAUUUUUAUAGUCACUGCUGUCAUGUGCUUUGUGGACCAGCCCAAGAGAGCAGGCAGGGCAGUGAUGGGGCUGUGACUUAUCUAACGAGAGCAAUGUGUGUGCCUGGAACAGCCAUCUGGAUCAUUCUGGAUUGUUCUGGUCUGAAGACCCUCUUCUGGGUAUUCUGUGAAACCCCGUGACUUGACCACUAACUGCAUCCUGUCCCAAAGCCCUGAAAAGAAUGGUGGGGAAGUGGGUGACAUCUCUGCUGUUUGAAUAAAGGCUCCCAUCAGGCCUAGAGCCCACUAGUCUCCCUUGGCCUAGUGCUGUCUUUGCCUUAAGCCUGA